This is a messenger RNA of Parasteatoda tepidariorum (common house spider), 6029 nucleotides long. It is a transcript of the gene sad, whose product is annotated as Cytochrome P450 family protein sad. Gene Ontology annotation, cellular component: mitochondrial inner membrane. The record is from RefSeq and is a predicted model, not a curated record. Gene Ontology annotation, biological process: cortisol metabolic process; cholesterol metabolic process; glucocorticoid biosynthetic process. Gene Ontology annotation, molecular function: heme binding; oxidoreductase activity, acting on paired donors, with incorporation or reduction of molecular oxygen; monooxygenase activity. NCBI's taxonomy places the organism in Eukaryota, Metazoa, Arthropoda, Arachnida, Araneae, Theridiidae.
AAGACCCACAUGCCUUUACUAUUCUUAAUUUCACGUUUCUUAACUCUCUGAAGCUUUUUUUUUUAUUUAAAAAGCUCCACCACCACCCGCCCCUCUCCUACCCCUCUUUUUCUCUCGACGCUUUCUAAUAUAACGACGAUUCGGCCGAGGCCCUAUCUUUCUACAGUCAGAGCAGCAUCCGCUUGCAUCCCAAAAGAUGCCUCACAGGCUCAUUUUCCAAGGCUUACGGGCCGUGACUAGAAGUAGAAGCUCUUCAGCGGCGACCGCUUCGGCGGCGGCGGCGGGUUGCCCGUUUCAUCAACGGCAGGAGACAGCCGAUGUGCGGACAGGAAUUAAGCCCUUUGAGGCUAUUCCUACUCCAAAAGGACUCCCAUUAAUAGGCACUAUUUUUGAUAUCAUUAGGACUGGAGGAGCAGCCAAAAUUCAUGAAUAUUGUGAUAUGCGCCAUAAGGAGUUGGGACCCAUUUUUAGAGAGAAACUGGGUCCCGUAGAAUGUGUCAUUAUUUCGGGUAAAGAUCUAAUCCAGAAAGUCUAUCUCGCAGAAGGACGUUUUCCUGAACAUCUUGUGCCUGAACCCUGGCAGAUUUAUAAUGUACUCCGAGGAAUCACACGAGGAUUAUUCUUUAUGGAUGGCGAACACUGGAAAAGUAGGAGAAAUCUGUUAAAUCACACUCUGAUGGCACCACAAGAAGUUGCGAAGCAUGGUCCAGAUUUCAACGGUGUUAUAACUGAUCUUAUUUCUCGUUGGGAAGGAUUAAUGGAACAAAAUAGUGGAGGGUUUAUUCCGAAUAUGGAGAACGAGCUUUACAGUUGGUCAAUGGAAAGUCUAGGGUCAAUGCUUUUUGGAAGAAGAUUAGGCUGUGUAACACCAGCAGCGGAGACCAGUAAUAUGCACGAAUUCGUUCAUCAUGUACAGCAAAUAUUCACAGAAUCUGCUAAUAUGUCCUUGAUUUCACCAAAAUUAGCUUCUAAGUGGAAUUUACCUGUUUGGCGGAGAUUUGUUAAUGCUGCUGAUCAAGCAAUAGCAAUGUCUCGUUUUUACGUGGAAGAAAGAAUUUCGGAGAUUGAGCAGUUGAGAGAAGGAGGACAGGAAGUGCGAGGCGUGCUCAGUAAAAUGCUUGAAGACUCAACUAUGGAUAAAAAUGAAAUAGUCAAUAUUGUCGCAGAUUUGAUUUUAGCUGCAGCUGAUACGACUUCCCAUGCAACACAAUGGGCGUUAUAUUCCUUGGCAAAACAUCCUGAAUGCCAAGAUAAACUACUCUCUGAAAUCAAGGCUGCUGUACCAGAUGGUGAAAUGAUUACUGAAGAACAUUUGUCUAAAAUACCUUAUUCAAUGAAUGUCAUCAAGGAAACAUUACGAAUGUACCCAAUAGCCUCCUUCCUAACAAGAAGAUUACCUAAGAAAAUAAUAUUGGACAACUACGAAAUUCCUGCUGGGAAACUAUUCGUGAUGUCCCAGUACACUGUUGGAAGAGAUCCUAUUAGAUUUCCUGAACCACAUGAGUUCAAGCCAGAUCGAUGGACUCGUACAGGCCCACGUAGCGAACAAACAGCACAUUGUUGUAUGCCAUUUGGCAUCGGUGCACGUGCGUGCAUCGGUCGACGUGUGGCUGAAUUGAAGAUGCGUCUACUGUUAACAAGGGUGGUACAACGAUUUCAUCUGGAAUCUGCGAAUGAACAGGACGUUGGAAUAGCACUGAGAUUAAUCACAACUCCAGAAGUACCAAUAAAGCUCAAUCUGCAUAAGCGGUGAUGGGGUGUCAGUCAAUGGUUCCAAUUGACGAAAUCUAAUCAAUAUCGCCUUCCAGGAGUGAAAGUUUGGUUAGGAUCAAGAAAAAAUCUACUGCCGUGCUUAUAGAUCUCUAUCAACUUCAUCUAGUCUUGAUGAUAUUCUGUCCAGCGGUAUUCUCUCUUAACUCUCUUUGCAUUUGAGCUCUUUCUUCCUGUACCAACUCUCAUAUGAAAAACGAUAUAACUAUUAUUCUACGCCGUAUAUAGCUAUGGACUGAAAGUGUAUUGAAAAAACCUCGGAGGAGGCAAGUGAAAAGGUAUUUCGGUGAUAUACAAAAAAUUCUGAAACAAAUGCUGUUGUUGUGAGAAAAAAAAAUAUUGUUACUCAGGACAUUUAUUUGUGAGAAAUGUUGCAAUAAUUUGUGUUUUAUUUUAAUAGUUUGAAAGCGAAAUUAUAUUUAUAUAAGUGUAUACAUGCUUUUGUGCGCAUGUACAUCAGAGGCGUACGCAAGGUUUACCACUGCAGUUUCAUUGUUUUAAUAAAAACAUGACCCACCUGUAAUUUUAGUUAUGAUUGAAAAAAUGUGGUAAAAGACUUCAUACUUUAUUCAAAGUUAUAAAUAAAAAUAAGAAUAUAUAUGCUUAAAUCAAAGAGCCAGGUAAAAAAUAUGUAAUUCUAAAAGUUUUUGAAAAUAAAUUUUUUUUUUAUUAUUUACAUAUUUACCAAUUAAAUUAUUCAAAUAUUUUCCCAAAUAAUUCAUUUAGAACCAUUAACAACCCUUUAAAGAUCUGAUUUUCAUUUUAUUAUCCUUAAUACUAACUUUUUUGUGCUAAAUAAAUAAGUAAUUGGGUAUUUUAUUAAAAUUAUUAUCAUAAACAAAAAACCUUUUUUCUUCCUUACUUUACAAUUCUUUGAUUAAUUGAGAUAAUAAAAUCACUAUACAAUUUUAAUCAUUAAUAUAUUUUCUUUAAAAAAAUACUUACAUUUUUGCAUCAAUUAUUUUUUUAUUCUUAUGGAAAGUCCAAGAAAUGAGUACGCCACUGAUGCAUAUGUAUUUUAAAAUACUGAUCACUUUUGAUCAUGUACAAAUCUGUUAAAUAUAUAACGGGUGCUUAGAUGGUAGAUUAGUAAUCUUUAUUUAUGAAAAUUAACCCUAUAUAGAAGCUUAGUUCAUUAUUGAAAGUACUGUUUAUAUUAAUGCUUGUAUUCUAUAAAUAAUUAGGUGUUGACUAUGGUUUUAGUAAUUAUGUCUGCUUUUUGCUGAAUAAAUAAUUUAAAAUAUCCUAUUAUAAAUUUAUUGAAUUAAAUAUGCGAAAUCUUUUAUUUAGUUUUUCAGUCUCUCUUUUCUAAAAUUUGGGCAAAAUUUACGGAAAUCUUUUGUAAGCUAGAUUUAUUUUUCAGUAUAUUGAUUAAAGAUUAUGGGGUGGAAUAAAAUACAAGUUUUACAGUGUUUGAAAAAAACGGGUUUUGUCACGGGUUUCAACCAUGCAAUAAUGAUGUGGGUAAAUAUGUAGUUUAGAAAACUUUUCCAAGUUGCUACAAAUAGAAAUUCUCAGGAACUACGAUAAAGUAGAGCAAUUCUUAUAUAUUAUCUUGUUAAUGCAUGUUAAAUUAUGUAAGAAAAUUUAUAAAUUGAUUUAACGUAAAUUGUAAGAAUAUUGGGAAAACGUUGAAAUUUAUUUACUUGUCAUGGUGAAAGAAUUAGAGUGUUUACUUUAGUUAUUAUGUAAACAAGUGGUUCUCAAACUGAUUAUAAGAGUGUUAAAUCACUAUAAUAUUUAAUAUUGAUAAAAUUCCAUGAUUAUUAAUAAUUUCAUUGCAUUAUACAGAACUUAAAACUUAUGAUUGUGAAUUCAUUGCUUCCUUUAUAGGCCACUCCCGUCUGCUACACUCUCAAAUAAAAGGAAAGAAAAUUUUAAAAAUUCUUUUAUCCUUUUAUUCCACCUUAAUAUUUUUAAUUGUGUGUAUGGGCCACAAUUUAUCAUCCGACUUAAUUAAAUUUAAAUUCAUAUUAUAUUUAAAGAAUUAAUUUUCAGAGGCUACUAUUUUCCUUUAACUUAAGUCAAUUGUUAGACCAAGUGAAAUCCGUAUCAUAACUAAGAAAUCAACUUGGCAAAUUUUCGAUAAUUUUGAUAAUAAUCAUUAUUUUACUCCAAAAAAAGUUCUCAAAAUUUCGAACUUUUUAAAUGAAAAGUCAUAAAUUAAUUCAAUAUUUAUGAUAAAAAGAUUGUGAAAAAUCAAUUUAUUAAAACUUUCUGGUCAGUAAUUCAUGCAUUUUGAGCUAUUUUACAAACAAACAACCAUUGGAGAGUUUGUUUUUUCAGACUAAAUUUAACAGUUGCAAAUUGCCAAUCAAAUAUUUGACACAUGUUUUUGUCAUAAAUAAUUAUUGACAUUUAAAUGGAAAAAUAAUUAAUUGAACAAGACAUAAACGAAAGUUUAUUUUCAAUCCAAGCACAAAAAUGAAAGGAUAAACUAUUUUUUAUCUCCAACUACAAGAACAGAAAUUAACAAAUAAUUUUAAAAAGAAUGGAAUUUUAUUGUAAAAAAAUUAGCUGCACCAGUUUUAUAUCUUUUAAAUAACAAGUGUGUAUUUUAAAUAACAAGUGAAAACUACACAAUUAUUCACGAAUUUAUUUUAACAUUAUUAUUAACAAAUUUAUUUUAACAUUAUUAUUCACAAAUUUAUUUUAACAUGACUAUAUUUUAAGUCUUCAUUUCGCAUUUUUGAAAUGUAUUAAGUUUAAUACAUGUUUAUUUUUGAAAAGUCAAAUUUUUAUGAUUUUUUUGUAUAGUUUGCAUUUUUACAAGGCAGAUUAAAGUACAUUUUAAAUUAGUUUGGUGCGGAUAUUGUUAUAUUAUUGCUGUUGUAUUUUUGUAGUUAUUAUUUUUGUAUUUUAAUUUUUGUUUGUUUACGUCUUUUUAGAAUUGUUAACCAUUUACAAAAUGCAAUCAAAGUAUAUCAGCUAUGUUUUACAAAAAAAAUGAAAAACGCGUGAAAAUUUAGCUGAAAAAUGUUUGAGAGCCACGAUUGUAUUAUAUUGUACAUAGUUUGUAUUCAAUUGUAUGAAAUUAUAAAUUAUACUUAUUUAUAUAGUGAGAUUUGAAGCUGGGCUUUAAAAUGUCAAAUCAGGUAUACUUCGGAAAAACUAAAGAAUUUUUUUUAACGACUCGCAUAAUUUGUUUUAAAUCCAGAUUUUGCCGCUAAAAAUGAAUUCCAAUUUCAUUUGAUUCAAAAAAUACUAUGCAACAGCAGUUUGUUUUACGAAAUGUUACAAAAAAAGUUUAAUAUUGUAAAAUAUAGAUUUUUUAAAAAGUAAUUUCUCAAUAACAUUGAUCUUAAAAAAAUAACAGACAUCGUUAAGAUAUAUAGAUUCAGAUUUAUAUUUGAUAACAGAUUUUAUGUAUUUAACGCAAGCUCCGAUUUCAUGAUAAAAAAAAUUUCUGGGUAGAAAAUUUUAAAAAAGAAAAUAUAAUCAUGAAGUUUUUGCAAAAAGGCUAAUGAAGAUAUCAAAUAUUAAACACAUAUUUUUUUGAAUACCAAAUGACUAAAGUAUCUUUAAAAAAAAAAAUUUUUUUUUGCUUAAAUUGAAGGAGAAAUUAUAAAAAAAAACAGAGGCAGAAUAAAAAUUCAGCUGUUACGUCAUAAAAUUGAAUGCAUACAGGGAAAUGAUAUUUUUAAGUUAACUUUUUAUGAAAUGAAUUAUAUUAAUUAUUUCUAAGAGAAAAUUAUCACGGGUAAAUGUUGCUUGCUUGCAAAAUAAAUAAAUAAGUAAUGUUUAAAGGUUUUGAAACAAUUCUCCAUUGUUAAAAGAACUACCAUGUUUAAAUUUUUAAUAUUUAAAUAUGCACAAAAUCUAGAAUGUAUAACUUGCAUUGAAAAACAGUUCGGAAGUUUAAUGUAUAGAAAUUUUAAAAAAUCAGACUCAGUAGACACAUGAUUUUUUUUUUAGUUUGAAUAAAGUUUUAGUAACAGAGAAAAAAUGUUUUGUGAUAUUAUAUAAAUUAAGAAACACUUAACAAUUCCCAGCAUUUUUCGUUUCUACCAUGCAUAUUAUGUCAUUUCUACUAAUAUUUAUUUUAAUAGAUAUUGGGUAUUAUGUUAUGGUAAAAGUCUUUUAGAUUUCUUCACUUGAUUGUGUUCAUAUAAAUCAUAAAAAUUUCUUUGAACAAUACAAAAACUGUUAUCUCUUUCCCUUUUUCCAAAACAUGAAAAUCAACAAUGAAAAAUCAUUAUUUAUUCAUAUUUUGUAAAUGUUUUAAAUUAUUAUGAAAAAUAAAAUUUUGUACUUUUUUA